AUGGCGCCAGGUAGUAAGAAGCAGAAGAAAACGAAGUCGAAAAAAUCUAAAGGCAGCCAGUCUGGACUGGUAAGCGAAAAUUUUUGUGUUUCCUUCUGAGAUGAAUAUAAUUAUGAAAGGUUGAUUUUAUUUUUGUUGAUCUUAGAGUCGUAUCGCCUCUACUCUUGUGCCAAGCGCCAUUUUUGCAGCAGUACCAAGAACAUCAUCCAGUUUAUCGCAAACAUGGCCUCGUCGAUCGCCAUCUCCACUUGAGCAGGCAAUAGGCGAAGCAGGAAACGUCGGUAGGGUUUUAAUUGGUGAUCUUUCGAAACGACCGCGGGCGGAGUUACCUUCAGUUCCAGGAGAAAACGGCGAUGAACGCAGCGCAUCAGCUGAUCGACAGGGCAACGAACACGAUCGUGACGAAAAGGUUAGGGAAGAUUGGGAGGAUGACUAUGAAACCGUUCAUGACAGCAAAAAGUUUGACAAGACUACAAAAUACCACAGGAUGACUAAGGAAGGUACAUUGGCUGUAACUGAGGAGAUGGAAGGAGCAACAGCCGAAAACGGUGGGGAACCAUCGCAACAUUUCUACCAUGUUUUAGAUCAUGACAGCGGUCAGGUCGUUCAGCCAGUAUAUUCGAGAGUUGACAAGAGGAAAAAAAGUGCAGCAAAACAAUCUGUUGAUGGAGACAAAGAAGAGGUACGAGAUGGAGUCGAUCCUGAUGAGUAUUAAAUUUUCUUGCAUGAUACAUUCAAAAUAUAGUAGGUUUUAACAGCAAGCAGCAUAAUGUUUUGAAUUUUUCAUAACUUUGCGAUGACGUCACAUGCCGGUAUAAACCCACUUGCUGCUAUAAUUUUUAUGCUCAAUGCAACAAAUACAGCAAAGGUGGCUCAAAUACUGCACUGAGUUGUCUUGUAACAAAGCACAAACUGAUCAAAGGUUCUUUUGUAGUCAAUGUUAACUAUCUCUAGUUAAUAAAAAUACCACAUUCCAAAAUGCAGUUUUUUAAUUAACUUGCAAAAUGUGCUCAUUUGAAAUUUUCUUGAGGCUUUCAGGUUUUCUUACAGGACAACUAUUUAGUUUUUUAUCACUCCUUUACAUCCUAUUAUCAGUAUUGAUACUCUUUCCUUUGGUACUGACAAGGAGAAAAUUGUUUAACCCUAUAACUCCCACAAGUGAUUUACAUGUAACCUCUCCCUACAGUAUUCAAACAUUAUCCAGCAAACAGGUAAUGAGAAUACUCAGACUUAUCCGGUAGAAUUUUUUACCUUUAUCUAACACCAAAACCUCGUACUAUAUUUACAAGGAAAUGUGUUGUAGUGAGAGGGGAGUAUAAACAAUUAGAUCUUGAGAAUUAGAGGGUAAAGCAAUCAAAGCUCUUUGUUCCUGAUCUUUUCCUUUAUUCUCAUGAUCUUAUUGAAUGAUUCUGCAGUGUUAAUGUAAGGAUAAAUUAGAUACAGGUCACUUGCUGGGUUUAAAAUGUUAAAGUAAAUGCGUGUAUAUGCAUAUAGAUGUUGAGUCUGUAGAAAAUUAGUUUUCCUGUAUUCUUUUUCUCUAACUGAUAGAAAGAAUCACUGAGUGAGGUCAGUUAUAGUAGCGAUGAGCUCACAGAUGUUACCAGUCAUGAUGAAGAGAGCACAACUAGUGGAUCACGAGCAAAACGUUCUCUCGAUUUUGGUGGACGAAGACGCAGUAGGAAAGGCAGCAGAGAGGAAAGUCACGAUGGUCAGGAUAUUGUUGAUGGACCAGGAUCUCACAGCAAAAAAGGGAGCACUAAACGGCAGACCCCUGACACUAUUCAGGAGGUAUCAGAAGAUGCUGGUGAGGAAGGAGAUGGGGCAGCUCCUCCUCCUAUUCCACCUUACUUGGAAGACACAUCCCCAGAGGCUCCUGAACGUCGCCGUAGGAGUAGACAGAGGUCAGCACUGGAUCAGUUGGAUGGUCCAGGUGAGCCCCUUCCUCCCAUUCCUGGGGAUCCACCUGAGAACAGGCUCACGGAUGAACAGAGAAGAGCUCUGAAGGUUGUGGAGAGGUUAGGGUUUGAGGGAGUAUCUCAGAAACUUGCUCUGAGUGAUCUCUCGGAAGAUUCUGAAAGUUAUAUGACACCAGUGGUGCCCAAGAAUACUAUUGACUUCAACGGAAAAACAACAUUUGAGCGAGAGCAGUUUAAUGAUACUUUGACAGAAAGUAAUGUCCCAGUGUCUGAAGCAACAAUCGAGGAAGCAAACCUAAGUUUAGGUCAAACAUUUUCUGGUCUGGAUGGUUAUGAACUUCAGGAGGAGCUGCAAUCUCCAAAUGAACAAGCACAGCAAGGUAAACAUCUUAGUUUUAAAACCCAGGCUGGUAAGGCUAACAAAGUUUCCUCAUUUGUUAAUCUCCUUAAUGCACAAGAAAGGCAUAGACAAGCUGAACGAUCCUCCAAUGCACCAGUAAAAGGACGAAGAGACCCAAGCCCCAACCAGUCUGGGGGUAGUAGCAAAGACAGCCAAGGAUUUGUGGAUCCAUUAAAUCUCCAGAGACUUGAGGAAGCUCGGCAAGCAAAUGAAACAUCCUUCUUAGAGAGACAACAAAAGUUGGAAAAACUUGUUGAGCAACAGCAAAAUCUGUAUCAAGAGCAAUUAGAACAACAGAAAAUCCAACAGCAACAACAGCAGGAAGUUGUGAGACAACAAUGGAAACUACAAGAACAGCUUAGGGCAUUAGAGAAGAUGCAACAAGAGUUUAAUGAGGUAUGUACGUAGAUGUGUCGAUAUGGACUUGAGGACUGCAUCAUUGAUGAAAAAAUUAAAUAAUUACAAACAUACAGAUACAAGCUGCUCGGUAAAUGGUGCAUGUAUGCUUUAGUUCCAAAUUAUGGUUUACCUCUGGGUAAGCUUAUGUGUGUGUUCAUAUUUCAACAAAUUUAUAUUUAGAAGGAUGUUUUUCUCCAAUGAGACCUAUUACUCAUCUUAUGUAUUCAAGGUGAAUAUUAUAAACUGUAAUAUUGCUUUCAGUUUGUAAUUACAAUCAGGCAAAAAUACUGAAUUAGUUAUUAUUUUGACAGAAUGCUGACCUGUCACUGCAAGGACCGGCUGUGAGUGAAUCUGAUGUAAGACUCCAGCAACAGCUUGUGCGGCAGCAACAAGAAUUCCUUCAAAAGCAGCAAGAACAAUUGCAGCAUUCUCAAAAUCAGCAAGCUAGGGCUCUUGAGCAACAGGAGAAGUUGUGUGAACAGAUCGGACAGUUAGGUGUGACAUACUCUGUUUGAUUCCAUUUGAAGUUUGAAAUAACGCCUGUCAUCAAUUUUACAUACCAGUAAACAUGUAAAUAGAUAUUUUUUGACUCAAACAUUUCCUUAGCUCACAAUGCUUUAAACUAGUUUCAUUUCAGUAUUCCCUAGUAUUGGAUUAUGAUGAAACAUGACCAAAAAAUAGACAAAAUUAACCCGAUUGAAAUUUUUUAAACCAUGAAAUAUUUUUAACUACACUAUGCACAUGUUGUUUGUUAAGAGAAUGAACACGACUGUAAGUUUGGUGAGAACGUAAAACUCUUUCCUUAGAUUAUCAUAGACCAAUUUAUGUAAAGAAGAUGAAAAAAUAGUUUAUGUGUGAAUCAAUCAAAUUUUAUUUAAAAUAUGUGAGAACGAACGGCUAUAAUAUUCCUUGAAUUAACAAUUAACUUAAUCACCAUUUUUCCUCGAAUGAUUUUUUACCAGAGGAACAGCAAAGGCAGCUUCAAUCCAGUGUCAACCUUCUUAGUCCAGCCGGUGAAGAUCUGGCUGAGAUUAAGCAACAAGAACAACAGAUUGUCAAUCUCCUGAAUGAGCAACGGCGUCAGGAAAGCGAAUUACAGAGACUGCAUCAGUUGCAGCAACGAAGACUUGAAGAACAGAGUAACAGCUUUACACAUGAAAGAAAGGUUCGAAUGAUUAAUGGAAGCUUCAUAUCAAUAUGAACACGUUGCACAAAUGAAGUUUAGAAUAUCGGUGUAAAAAUUUCAUGGUUGAUGAUCCUUUUCCGGGGGUAGGGUGGGACAGUUUACACCAAGUCGGUUCAUACUACUUACAGUGGGGUAAGCUUUAGCAAGAUGGUCCCUCUGGUAUUUUAGGUGCUUUUUUUUCACUGACACAUCAUAUCGGGGAUUUCUUAGGCUCUAGAACAAAACCAAGAAAUGCUUCAAGGAAAAAUUAAAGAACAGGAAACAAGGAGGAGGCAACUGGAGGAGGAACUCGAGGAAAUGCGACGAAAACACGUGGAGUCUGAAGAGCAGUGGAAGAAAAGACUUAAUGCUGUGAGUGUUGAAUCGUCGGAUAGAAAAAGAAGGGAACGACUAGACAGAGGAGAUGAUCAUGGUUACGGUGAGAAGAGACUGGACGAAAGAAACACCCAGGGUAAUGUUGCAAGUUCGUACCAAGAUAAAAAAGGGAGAAAAAGUAACCGAGCAACGGACGAUUCUCCUCAAUUUGACGAUGUCAGGCAUGCGCUUCAGAGUGCUAGUCAAAGCUCGAACUUGUCGUAUCGUGAUGAAAUAGAAGGAAGACGAGACAGAAAUAAGCAACGAAGCGCGGACAGCUCACGCCACGUUGAUAGAGAAGGAAGAUGGAGCGACGGAGACGCCGACAGCCCAAAGCAUGGCAAGAGAGUCGGGAGGAAAACGCGGGAAAAAGGGGAAAGAAACUCAAGGAAAACCCGAAUGAGAAGUGCUGAAUCUGAACCAGUGAUAACGAAGACAGACGCAGAAGUAACCAGAGUCCAGGUCGUGAGAGAUGACGAAGUUUACCGCUUAUCCAAAGGACGAAUUGAACUGCUAGAGUCAGAGAAGUCGGCUAUGAUGGAACUGAACACCUCGUUACAAGAAGAAAACAAGGCUUUAAAGCAGCUAUCACUCUCUCUCCAAAAAGGAACAGGUUAGAUUGCUACACUAAGUGGUUGCACGUCUAAGUUAGGGUGAACUCUUUUUAGGAUCCAUCAAAUCUUUUUGCUCGCGCGCAAUUGGUCUAAACGCAUCACGUGGCCGAAUAUUCCCAAGUGAUAUUCCCCAAUUUUCAAACCUUACGUCCACUACGAUAUAAGUUUUCGUUCAAAAUUUGAGCGUUUUGUGGUUGUUACAGAAGAAGGGAAAUAUUUGUUUGUUCAUAAGCCGUACCAGAGAGCACUCAAAAGAAAACAUCCCACGCAGCAAACAGUAAGCUGUUGGUUAACAUUUUUUCACACGCGUUGCAAAAUAUCUGAAGGAUGAUAAACACAAUAGCCUCAAUUUUGCUCGAACUGUCUGUACUUACUUUCGGGCUAAACAGAGGCUAUUGAUUGUAUUUGAUUUUGCAGUUAUAUACGUGUUAUGCGUGGACAACGACGAGUGAAAAAUAUUUCUUGUUGUUUACCCAGGUGUCUCUUCUGUAGUUCUACAAAAACAAAUCAAGGACUUGCAUCAAGAACAGAAAGUUUUACGUGAUACAGGUCUGGUAAAGUUGUUGUCAAUUUUAUUUUCUCUUUGCUUUCUUUGACCUCUACUUACUUACAUUGGUGUCCUUCUUUUUCAUCUUUUUUAUUUUACGUCGUGCUGUUUUUCUGAUCAGUGGAAAUAACAAACUACAGGCACACUCUCAGUUGAGCAAUUAGCUGUUGAACAGAAAUUUAGAGGGAUAUGUAUGCUUUUGCUUUUCUUGCAGUUCACAGACUCAACGUGGAACUCAGCAGAUACCAAGCAAAAUAUCGCCCUGUGUCAUUUGAGGUAACGAGCGGGUACUGAACUCAAAGAUAUUGCUUUCUAACUACACUCAUACGAGACAUUCAAUGUGAAGAGUUUAUUUAGGAUGAGUCAGUCAGUCUUCUAGUAUACGCAUCCUGAUACAAUCUUAACAUGUGCACCCUGAAACUAGGGGUUCUACAAAAAGAACCUGUGCUACGCCAGACACGAGAAACCACUAAAAAACCACUCUUUAGAUGUGGCCAAAAAAUAUGUGGAAACGUAUUCCUCUUCUCAUGUAGUAGCAUAAUACUUUGAGGAAAGGGUAAACUAACCUUAUGGCACUGCUAAUCACAAAGAAAAAUCAAUGAUUGUCGUGAUAUUUUACAGAGAGUUGGAAUACCAAAAUUACAACAAAUACAAUAAAGAAAGUGGUCAAACAUAGGACCGACCGAGCUAGAAUGACUUAAUUUUCUCGCUAAACGCUUAAAUAAUCAGAAACUUCCAUGAUGCCACGCGAACCUCUUCAACGUGCCAUCAGAAUAUUAAUUUCCGACCAAUUCGUUACCAUGUCACUCAAACGUCAGAAAUAACAUUUUUAUUAGUAAACGGUUGUGAUUGUGUUUCGGAACUCGCGUACUUUGUUCUCUCCAGGAGGUAGAAGGCAUGGCAUUGCCGUACAAGAAGGAGGCAGCUCCGUGGCUGGUAGGUAUAACAAUAACUGUACAAAUGAAGAAAGGGCGUUGUGAAUUGAAUUAUCAAAGUAUUCACAGUUCAAUUUUCUUUAUAGCUUCAUUAUAGUAAAUAACCGAUCUGAAUAUUUCCCCAUCCCAAAAUCGUCAAAGGUGAACUGCAAUUGAAGAAAAUGCAGAAAAAGAAGCUUGAAGAAAUCCAUCCUUCGACGAAGCUCCAAUCUGUGCAUCUGCGCAACUACUGUACCUACUGAACCACGAGUUUGGAGUAGAGCAAAUUUGCUUGUUUUUUUUUUCACUUUAGGGAUCUGGUCACGAAUAUAUGAAUUAAAUGAUGCUUCAUGUAAGCUGUAAUUUCCUCUCUUUUCUUCAGGUAAACACCAAGUUCUUGGCGCCGCUUUUCUUGGCGUAUGACGAUCGAUUAAGAGAAAAAGAACAAAUGAUCAGAACUUACGAUGUAAGUCGUUUUAAGCUUCGUUAUCGAUUAUUAAUUCGGUUUAUGAUGGCCAUCCUAUUCAGUAAGAUUAAAGAAAAUAGAGUUUCCUUAGAAUAAACGGGAUAAGCAACAAACAGGUAAAAGGCAUGUAGGCUUGGUCCAAAAAUGUCGAUUGGGAAUUCUCUCCUACAACAGGCCGGGCCGGGUUUGUUCAAAGCUGAGUCAAGAAAUCCCAGGGUCAGUGUGAAAUUUGAUUUUAGAUCUGAAAGCUGUUAAAGAAAAUUCAGUUUAAUUCUUUUUGCCUACGAAUUUGAUGAUUGCAUGCUCUAAAAAGAGUAGAGAAAAUUACUUUGAAAAAAGCUCUUGGAUAGAGAAAUAAAGAAACCCGGAAUAAAAUUUAAGCCAGGGUUAGUGGUUGUCGGCCUUCGAACAGCCGGCCCCAGAGCUCUUUCCUUCCUUUGUUCUUUUACAGUUCCCUUUUUUCGGUUUUCUUCUUAAUUGCGAUUGUAAUUUGGCUGCAAUUUAUCUUUGUAGGAAGAGUUGAACUCUUUUAAGGCUCGAGUCAUGGAAGUUGUCAAGGAAAAUCAGCAGCUUCAUAUGGUAAGUUCAGUUUGUCUCAGUCGUGGCUAACAACAGGCAACACACAGAUUCUCUGACAACUUUCCUAAUGCUGUCAUAUUUGUAACUGUUGAAGAAUUUUUCCAUCUGUGGACAUAAUUUCUUUUCAGCAUUUCAUUCUUCAUACAACUUUGAUUUGUGUUUGUCUACAUAGUUCGCGAGAAAGUUAGAUUUUGAUCAUCAUCUCGACCUCUAUACCUGGUUUCCCGUGUUUCUUAUAAAAAUUUGUUUAAUUUGUUAAUGACAGAGUAUCAGUAAGGUCAGUCCUGAUGCAUUGGGGCCGGAUGAAUGGUAAGAGACGUCAAUAUUUUGUUUUGAUAAUGAAGGACUUUUACUUUUUCAUCGUUUCCUGGCUGUCUAAACCACGUGAAACUGGUUCGUUUUGGUUGAUUUCCUGUAAAAUUUUUUCCUCUGUUUUUUAUAUCGUAAAUAGCACUGUUAGUAUUGACAGCACCAUUUUUUUUUUAUUGAUCCUGUGAUGAACUGAAAGUUUUGCCCGUAUUUAUUCAGCAAUUUCAAAUUGAUUGCACUGGUUUUACUUUACUAUGACUCGUGAUUAGUCUACAACGUAGAAAGCUUGCCAGCGUUUUAACCAAUCAAUUGCAGAACCACUUUGACAACCAAUCGCACCUUGCUUACUCUCGUUUUCUCGCGUUUAGCAAUGUGUUCAUGCCUUUACUUUUAGUUUUCCAAACAACAAUCUUUGUUUUUUUUAUUGGCCGUUGUGAUUUCUUCGGUUUUGGUUUUGUGAUACUGCUGCAAAGUGUUCUGUUAGGUCUGUAACAGAUUGACUUAGCGGCGUUUGACUCUAUCUUCUUGCAGGCAACAACUGCAGGAACAGGCAAAACUAGUGGUUGAGGAGAACGCUCUGUUGAUGGAACAACAAGAAAUACAAGACAAAAAAAUGAAGGAAAUGAAGAGAAUCCACGGAUUAGAAGGUGGCUAUCGCUAACUUUUACCUCCCUUUCUCACGCAAUGCUAAAGGCGCAUGCUUCAUACGCUGGUUCGCGAAAGGUUACUUAGAGCUUGCGAAACAAACGGUAUCUUUUUGUUUCUCCCGCGAAUAAAGACAAGUCUCGCGCGUGAGGGGCAGAGACACACGUGACACGCGCAUGGCUCGCCCCUUCGUGCUUGCGUUCAUUGGACUGAAAAAACGCAAGUCAGUGAUGCGUGUCCAGCGUGGUAAUGUUAUAAUUUUUUUCAUAUUCGAGACACGGUGUGGUCUUACGAUGUUGUUUUUUACCGCUAAUCUGACAAAGUUUUUAACUUCAUUGAUUCAAGUGUUUUAGAUAUUUCCUUUUCGUCUGUUUUUGAUUGGUGAAUAUUGUCGCUAUUUUCUUUUCAGUCUCCAAGUUGUCCAAACGGAUUUCAAGUCAAGAGUCAACUCGGCGGCGCCUUGAAACGGAGCUAGAUGACAUGCGUCGUACCCAUAACAACCUAAUGCGUCAGCAUGAGGCCAUGGUUGCUGAUCAGGAAAACAAGAUGUUGAUUCAAGAGCAUCUUAGAAUAAUGGAUGAAUGCAGGAGGUAAGAGGUUACCAGCACGUCUUUCAUGUGAUGGAGAAAGAAACGAUAAAAACAUCCAUCAGUUUGACUGGAAAUGCGUAGAAUUAAAUUUUGCAUGCGUUGAGUAGCAUUAGAAAUUACAAGGUGACAAAAGAUUGCAGCGAUGAAAAGUGCACAUUCCAGAAACAGAUUUUACCACUGUACUUAGAGACCAUUUUGUGAAUGACAUACGUGGAAAAUGUUGUAAGACCCAGCAGUGUUGACAGUUUUCUCUUCGUGUUCUCAACUUACCCAGCGUAACGCCCAAAUACGUUGGCACGAUUGCUUGGAGGAGGCAUGAACGAGCGGGAAGGCACCUUCAUCUUUACUGCGCCUACUACUCAUCAGCUUAAUUUGAGCGCGUUCUGCGUAGGAUAAUAACCUGAUUUUCUUGCUUUUCUUUUUUCUAGUGUACUUGAAGACUUGAAGGCGAAAACGAAAUCAGAGACAGAGGAAUACAAUUCGAAGUUACAGGUGAAUUAACAAACCAUCACAGUUUGUCAAUAUAAAUUACAGGUUACUGGUAGUUUGGUUAGAAGGAAAGUUUGCACGAGUCUUUUUUUUUUACCCAUCACAAGGAAUAAUAGAGCAGCAUUCAAGUUAAUUUUUCCAUCACUAAAACCAAAGUUAUCACAACGGACAAUCAGGAGAAGCCGAAAUAUUUACCAGGCCCCAAUUAGAACUCACAGAGAAAACAAGCUAACUUCUUAAUGUGCGGGAAAACGCGUGUUACCGCAUCUUUAUUGGUUUUAGCUUUGCAUCUGAUUAGUCGAGAGGAUGGCGCGAAUUUCCUAGACCAAUCACAAAGCUUAGUGAAGCAAUACGGACAAUUACUUUUGGCACUAAAAAGAUUUCACAAGACCAACUUAAGACAAGUUUGUUUUCUUACUCUCCUUGCAGUUGAAGUCUGCCCUCGCGCAAAAAUUUUGAGGAAUAAUGAUUUUAGAUAUGUGAAAUUCACAUAUUUGCACUGCGGUGAAGAGACGAAUAGUUGGCUUGUUAGCUCAGUUGGUAGAGCGCUGCACCGGUAUCGCAGAGGUCAUGGGUUCAAAUACCGUACGGGCCUGAAUUUUUUCAGGUCCUAUUUUCAACUACUAGUUCAGUAGUGCUCUUAGCUGCGAGGAGCUCUUAAAUUCGAAUUUUGAGGAAUUUUUCCUCAGUUUUACUUCAGAUUGCUCAACAUCUUGUAUAUACUGCUGCGCUCUUGCUUUGAAGGCCAUUGUUGAAAGUUACUAAUGUAUGGUGCCUUUUUCAUGUUAAAAUAAAGGCAGUCCAGAAAGAAAAGAGCAACUUAGCCAUAAAAUUUGCAGGUAUUUGUUGUUUAUGUAGUGUACGUAAAUGCAUUUUUAAAAACAAUAGAAAAUAUGUCAUGUGCAUUUUGGCUGGCGGAACAGGCGCCAUCUUUUCACGCAAGUUUGUCAUGCGCGCAAGAAGAGGUGCAUGACUCCUGUGACUCGCUGUUCGCGGUCUCCACGCUGUCGCCUCAUGCUUUCCUUCGCCCUUUAAAUAAAAGGAAAAAAAGCCCUUGUUCUUCAGGCUAUGUUCAUAAGUUGUCAAUAAUUCUAAUCGAUUCUAAUUUGUGUAUUAAAUCUGAAAGUCUCCACUGUUGGAUUGCAGAUGGCGAAGCUAAGAGCGCACAACUUGAACGAGAGCUUGAUGCUUACAAGAAGUCUCUGCAGUGAGUACAAGUUUAAUUUUAGGAAGUUGGAAAAUUUUUACCAGCGUAGGAUCAAGACAAAUCUGAAUGUCCAGAGAGGACUCCAUAUCCCCAAAACCUUCUGAUUUCUUGCUUCAGUGCUCUACCAACUGAGCAACAGAGAAAUCAAUGGCGAGCCAACCCAUCAUUUGGUACACAUGUGACAGGCGUCCUCCAUUCUUGUAAUUGACUCGUUCCCAGUCGUCUCCAAAAGGUGCGCGCCAAAGUGGGGAAGAGAGGGCUCAUGAGAAGGAAAUGGAGGAGAAGACGUCGUCUUCCUCUCUCGCUUUCUCCCUACACAUCGCGCUCCGUGCCCCCAUCCUGCUCAGGUAGCUGCCCCACUUUGAAGACGACUGAUUGAAAUCAGAAAUCAGUUUGCAACUGUAGCUCAGCGCAAACUGUACGCGCGAAAGUAGCGCGAUUUGGUUUGACUGUUGCUGGCAUAAAACAUAAAAUAGGGGUUAAUGAUUAAUUUCUUUCUAUAGCCAGAAGGCUGAGAACCGUCGUCUGUCUUAAUCUACAGGAAAUCGGAGCGGAAGUUCCUGUUUCUUCAAAGAAAGUUAGAGCACAUUCAGGAACGAGAGCUGACAGCGCAGGAGACUCUGUCACAAGUUCUAACCAUUGUAAGUGUGACGUGUCACUGAAUUGCGUGACUACUACUAAAUUUUAGUCGAUCUUUACCCAGAUGCCUCUGGUCCCAACCUGACCACACCCUCUUAGCAUCGUUUGCUGCUUUUCUUUUUCCUUUUUUAGCGAGAAAAGCAUGAGCGAGAGAACGUGGCGCAUCCGAAGGCAUAGGGCCAAAGAAACAAAAAAAUUCAAACAGGGGUUGGGAGGGGGUAGGGAAAGGGUCUUCGGCCUGGCUGAAAAAUAAAGGAAACGAGUGUUACGCUUCCUAGAUUUAAUGCUUUCAGUGAAUUUCACUGAGAUUUUCUUUCCUUAGGCGGAGAAAACAGCAGCCGAGAGGGACAACUACGUACAAUUUGUAAGUUUACUACUGUGCUUUCCGUGUACAUGUACGUUUUCAAAUAUUCUUCCAGAUACCGUGAUGUUGCUAUUUUAUUAAUUGGAUAUACAUCGCAGGCCAAGACACAGAAGGCGGAACAACAGAAAGCUGCUUCGAAAAUUCUUGCCGGAACUCAGAACAUCAAAGGACUCGAGGA
Messenger RNA from Pocillopora meandrina, 11796 nucleotides. The record is from the annotation of a GenBank genome assembly. NCBI's taxonomy places the organism in Eukaryota, Metazoa, Cnidaria, Anthozoa, Scleractinia, Pocilloporidae.